CAGUAGCCUGGUAUGCUAGAGGAGCUCAGAAAGGAGGUGACUGGUGGUACCAGAAGAUAUAAUCAUGUUUAACAAGUUCCUAAACCGAUCUCGAACCAACCAGCAGGAGGAAAAACAAGGUUUUAUCUGUCCGGAAUGUAGACGAGACUUCUCAUCUAUAGACGAUCUCAGCGACCAUCACAUUAAAGCUCACCCUCCUGCUGAUUAUCAUGAGAGCUUUGGAGCCGGCUCAGUUGAGGAGGACAGAGGAGCGAGCGUUCAGUUCAAUGGAUCAGAGAAAACCUCAGCUAGACUGAAGGAGGAUAUAGAUGAUUUGGGUAUCUCUCUACAGGAAGAGAGUUGGUACUCAGCUGAACUUCAGAAAGAGUUAAAACGAGUAGAGGAAGAAAACGAGGCUCUGAAAGCAAGCAUUAGCUCCAGAAGUGGAAACUCUCAGUUUGAUGUGGUCAGCAAGAAAGCUGCAGACUUGGCAGUUUUAGUGGCCCAAGUAAGUUCAGAGCUUGAUGAGGAGAGGAGCAAAUCUAGUUCACUAGAGUUCCAUGUAGCUAACUUGCAGAAGACUAACGAGGAAUUAUGUGAGAAUCAGAUGACAUUACAAACUAGACUUGUUCAGAGCACUUCAAAUGACGAUGUAGACGUAUUAAAACAGCAGCUGGCAAAGUGCCAAGUUCAGAUCGACUCUAUUCUAGCUCUUGGUGAAAAGGAAACUGAUACACUGAAAGAGAAGAUCAGCGACCAUCUCAGUGAUAAGACUAAGAUGGAGGAUAAGCUUGCACAGAAAGAGGCAGCCCUUGAUACCGCUCAUAACGAAAACAAAACGUUGUCGUCGGAUAUAUCACAGUUACAAAACGCAGUAGACAAGGAGAAACUAGCCCAAACCCUACAAGAUACACAAAUGAAGCAGUUCACUGCAAGGAUAGCUGAGCUGGAAUCUCUUUGUUCUACUUACACUGAUGAUAUAAGAAGGAAGGAAGACGAAAAGAAUUCACUGUUCGAAAGACUGAACGGAUUCAAUUCUACUCUGUCACAGAUGAAUAAUCAGAUCGGUAAAGAUGACGAGGAAAAGAGCAGCGAAAUGAAGCAGCUUGCAGCAAAUUUUACAGAAUUCCAAUCUUCUCUGCAGGAAAAAGAAAGCAGAAACGCCGAACUGUCCACUGAAUUAAACUCAAUCCGAGCAGAACUAUCAAACACUAAACAAGAGUAUGUUCAGUUGGAGUCACAGCUCGUUGCAGCUCACCAAAACAGCAACUUUUUGUCUGAGAGGAUUAGCAAACUUGAGAUUGACAAUCUUACCAAAAACGUGAUGACCCAAGAACAAUCCGGUAAAAUUGUUGGACUGAGCAAAACUUUGGAAGAUAGGGACAAUAAUUUGUCGUCUUUAGAAAAGAGAAACGCUGAACUUCAACAAACAAGUGAGAAUUUGGCUGAAGAGCGAGACCGUCUAUCUGAUGAAGCAAAUGAACAGGACCAAACAAUCAAUCAGUUGAAAGGGAAGGUUGCUGAGCUAGAGAAAUUAGUUGAGGAAACUGAGCAAGAGACCACUGAACGAUACAAGAAACAGUGUAAUGAAACUUAUCAACUCGACUCUAAGCUGACUAGUUUAAGAAAUGAUUUUUCUGAAAUUUCUCUCAGCAAUGAGAAACUUAAGGAAGAAAAGGCAUCUCUUUUAGCUAAAGAGGGUCAAAUGGAAACAAAUAUUGAAGAGUUGAGUCUGAGUGCUUCUGAAAAGGAGGUUCUUCUCAAAUCUCAGUUUGACGAAUAUUCUUUGGUUAAGAAUAGUCUUGAGGUCGUAACCUCUGAAAAGUCUACACUCGAAGAAAGCAUUAAAUCGGUCGAGGAACAACUUGAGGUUUCCAGCAGUUGUGUCCGAGAUUUGAACACUCGAAUUGAGAAAAAGGAUGAGAUGCUUCUUGCAUUGAACAAAAAAGUACAAAAACUGGAGGCUGACAUCGCCAAACCUUGUACAAUGUGCUUGAAUUAUGAGAGCAGAAUCAACAAAUCCCAUUCUAAAAUACAGGAGCUUGAAACUGAAACUGAAGCCCAGAAAACUAAAAUAUCCGAACUUGAAGGGGAAUUGGCCGAAUAUCAAGAAAGUGUCGAGAGUAACUCUGAAAAGCUCCUACAUCUAGAGUACAACUUGGAGAGGGAGAAGGAGAACGCAAUGAACACAGAGGCUAUGCUAAAAGCAACUAGGACACAACUUCAGGACAGCAAUGAUCUGCUUGGAGGAAAGGUUAAAAUGCUGGAGAGUCACCUACAAGAAGCCAGUAAUAAAGCUUCAUCAGCUGAAAAUGCCAACACCGAGCUUACAAAAAUGAAAAUCCGUCUUGAACAGGAACUAAAUGAGACGGAGCAUGCUCUUAAGGAGGGUUCUGAGAUGCAUUCCAAGGAGCUAGAAGAUUUGAACAGUAAGAAUGCUCUUCUCAUUUCGCACAAGAUGAAACUUCACGAGGAUGUUCAGCAGCUUUCUGAUGAUUUGGAGCACGCGGCUGCGCAGUUAGGAGUGCUGAGAGAGCAACUUAAUGAGGCAAAUACAGAGAUGGAAACAUUGUCAGAUUCUCACCGAGAGGAAUUGAAAAAGGCAGAGUCCAGGAUAGACAGUCUGUCAGACCAACUCCUUCACUCCAGCAAGUCUCAUGAGAUUGAGAUGGAGAAACUAGAUAACGAACUGAGUAGCUUUAGACAAAAACUACGAGAUUCUCAGGGAGUGGUCGAGGAAUUGAACAAAGAGAAUGAAAGAUUGUACGGUAAAGUUAACAUCACUGAAGUUACAAUCGAGAAUCUAAUGGACGAAAGAAAGCUCCUUCAAAAGAGCGUUCUAGAGUCGGAGGAAAGAAACCACGUGAUCGCACAAGAAAAUACGAAGCUGAUCAGCGACCUGGAGAAAACACAGACAACUCUUAACGAGAUAGCUCAGGAACACUCCCACCUUCUCUACACUCAAGCCAGGAAGCAAAAUAGAAAGUGGGAGAACGACGAGGAGGUAACUAGCUGCAAGUCGUGCUACAAAGAGUUCGGGGUGUCAUUACGUAAACAUCACUGUAGGAACUGUGGAGGUAUUUACUGUGACCACUGCUCGAGAUUCCGCAGCUCUACUCCUUCCAGUAAGAAAGAACUGAGAGUGUGUGGUCCAUGCAACAAAGAACUCAACCCUUGAACUCUAUAAAUGUUACGUGUCUUAACCGCUUGUAUUUACCACGUCUUUAUCACGUGUCUUAAAUACCACGUGUGUAUACCACGUGUGUUUACGACUAUGGGAAUAAAACAAAUUGUGCUGAAAGCCGCUUUCUGAAUAAAUUAGUUCUCAAUUGUUUCUACUAUAUGGCAUAGUUUCUUUAAUAUCAUGUCACAAAGAAAAUAAUCAAAUUGUUGUCUUAUUUUGAUUGUUAUUAUAAGUAUUUUAUGUUUGUAAAAGAUUUUUCAGUUUUGUUGUGUGAUACUGAUUACGUUAAACACCAAAAGAAUGUUGGUAGAUAUUGUGAUGAGGGAGCAGUUCAUCAUGUUUUUACGGUUUGAAACGGCCUCAAGAUUAUGAAGAUUACUUAAGUGUUAAGAUAACUUUUUCUCUCCCCAAAAUAUGUGUAAAUUCGCCAAAUUUAUUAAAGUGCACAUGAUUGUUGUCUCAAACUCAUUUACUUUUUAAACAAUGCUUGAAUUUUGGUAAAGAGUCUGAGAUAUCUGAGAUAGCGGCUAUUAUUAAUUUAGUUGUCAUAUAUCCAAUUUCUAUCAAACAUCAAAGUG
This is a messenger RNA of Bolinopsis microptera, 3741 nucleotides long. RefSeq names its product early endosome antigen 1-like. Bases 65 to 3157 code for a protein of 1030 amino acids. Gene Ontology annotation, biological process: positive regulation of autophagosome maturation; plus-end-directed vesicle transport along microtubule. Lineage: Eukaryota; Metazoa; Ctenophora; Tentaculata; Lobata; Bolinopsidae. Gene Ontology annotation, cellular component: autophagosome; lysosome; late endosome. Gene Ontology annotation, molecular function: metal ion binding. The record is from RefSeq and is a predicted model, not a curated record. The transcript has 20 exons.